Messenger RNA from Penicillium malachiteum, 645 nucleotides. Its product is annotated as peptide-methionine (R)-S-oxide reductase. Lineage: Eukaryota; Fungi; Ascomycota; Eurotiomycetes; Eurotiales; Aspergillaceae. The transcript has 2 exons. Bases 1 to 645 code for a protein of 214 amino acids. Gene Ontology annotation, biological process: protein repair; response to oxidative stress. Gene Ontology annotation, molecular function: peptide-methionine (R)-S-oxide reductase activity. The record is from RefSeq and is a predicted model, not a curated record.
AUGCGAUCCCAAACUGUACGUCUUUUGAUUUCAUCUAUCAGGCAGCGGGCCCUCUCCUCAUCUGUUCCUCCUCUCCGACCUUUCUAUACCUCUGCCCGCACCACCAAGCGUCAAACACCAGGGUCCAAGGCACUCCGAGCAGCUCCGACAAUCCCGUUCUUUAGUGCUUUCUUCAGCUCCAACAAACCAGAAGAAUCUACCGAAAGCAUGUCGUACCCUGAUGAGCGAAGCGAGGACCAGUGGCGAGCGGUUUUGAAUCCCGAACAAUUUCGCAUUCUCCGUGAGAAGGGCACUGAGCGUGCUGGUACUGGCGAAUAUGACUCCCAUUAUCCAUCCACGGGUACUUACAAUUGCGCUGGCUGCGAUGCGCCCCUAUACACGGCCAAUCAUAAGUUCAAGUCCGGCUGUGGCUGGCCUGCCUAUUUCGAUUCGAUCCCAGGUGCUGUGAAGAGACAUGUUGAUAACACCUUUGGCAUGAAGCGCACGGAAAUCGUCUGCAGCAACUGUGGAGGUCAUCUCGGUCAUGUCUUCGAGGGUGAAGGGUACCAAACGCCGACCGAUGAGCGGCACUGUGUUAACAGUGUCAGUCUGCGGUUUACGGAAGAUGGAUCUGCUAAAGGACCUGCUGAGAAAUCAAAGGCAUAG